GAAAACAGAAAAGAAAAAAGGAGUAGUCGACGCUUGGGUCCUCGGAAAAGUCGUGACGGAGAGACGUGAGAACGAGGAAGGAAGACGCGCCCGUGUGCACCAAUGGCGGCGACCGACCCUUAUUUACCCAACUCAAAAUGGCGGCCCUUCGGAUUUUCGCACGAACCGCAUUCUCAGGAAUUCGCGGAUCCCUCACACACAACCAAUCGAAGAAAAAUACUUUUCUGAUAAUUCAACAGCAGAGAUGGGCUACUAUGAAAAUUGGCUAUGGUCACCAAGAAAAAGAGGUCGAACUUCCUGAUUUUGAAGUCUCAAAAGAUCCAGCAGAAUGGAAAUAUGUAGAAUGGACACUGCAGGGAGAAGUUGUUCCCUCACCGCCCAGCGAAGUCAAAGAAUAUCCGUCAGGAUGGAAACCUCAGUCUCAUGAAGUAAAAUCACUCCCAUACAUGGUGGAGCGGACGAAAAAUCACAUGAUACCGGUGUACCUGAGACGAACUCACAGAGGAACGCAGAGACAGACGAUAAUUCGUAAAGUUCAGGGUGACAUUGUUGGAUUAGAAAAAGAAUUAAGAAACCAUUUGGAGCCAAUAGCGUGCAAGAAGAUAGGAUCGCAGAUCAACGAGCCAGCUGGAUUAAUUAAAUUUCGCGGAGACUACGUGAAUUUGUGUAAAAUAUAUUUGAACGAUAAAGGUUUCUAAAAAUUGGAAUACCUUUUGUUAAACUGUGUUUUUUAAUUUCAAAAUAUAAAUGAUAAGGGUAACGAAA
Messenger RNA from Venturia canescens, 765 nucleotides. It is a transcript of the gene mRpL49, whose product is annotated as mitochondrial ribosomal protein L49. Gene Ontology annotation, molecular function: structural constituent of ribosome. The transcript is spliced from 3 exons. Gene Ontology annotation, biological process: translation. NCBI's taxonomy places the organism in Eukaryota, Metazoa, Arthropoda, Insecta, Hymenoptera, Ichneumonidae. The record is from RefSeq and is a predicted model, not a curated record. Gene Ontology annotation, cellular component: ribosome; mitochondrial large ribosomal subunit. The coding region runs from base 138 to 698 and encodes 186 amino acids.